This is a messenger RNA of Diaporthe amygdali, 3084 nucleotides long. RefSeq lists its product as uncharacterized. Bases 1 to 3084 code for a protein of 1027 amino acids. Lineage: Eukaryota; Fungi; Ascomycota; Sordariomycetes; Diaporthales; Diaporthaceae. The transcript is spliced from 6 exons. Gene Ontology annotation, cellular component: AP-3 adaptor complex; membrane coat; endosome membrane. The record is from RefSeq and is a predicted model, not a curated record. Gene Ontology annotation, biological process: Golgi to vacuole transport; protein targeting to vacuole.
AUGACACUCGUUACGUUUGAGAAAUCCCUCUACGACCUCAUCCGAGGCCUGCGGAACCACAAGGGACACGAGAAGGAAUACAUCCAGAACUGUCUGAAAGAAUGCCGCGCAGAGAUUCGUGGACAGGAUAUGGACAUCAAGGCCACCGCCUUGCUCAAGCUCAUCUAUCUCGAGAUGAUGGGCCAUGACAUGUCCUGGGCCUCCUUUAACGUCCUUGAGGUCAUGUCCUCGCCGAAAUACCACCAGAAACGCAUUGGAUACUUAGGUGCAGUCCAGAGCUACCGCCCAGACACCGAGGUUCUCAUGUUGGCCACGAAUCUCUUGAAGAAGGACCUUACCUCCGGCACCACAACCACGCUGUCAUUACCGAUCCACGCCUUACCUCAUUUUAUCACACCCUCGUUGGCGCUCUCGACUCUGGCCGAUCUUCUUCCACGACUCACACAUACGAACCCCUCAAUACGAAAGAAAACAAUAGUCACCUUGUACAGACUGGCCCUCGUAUACCCGGAAACUCUACGAGCAGCAUGGCCGAAGAUCAAAGAACGCCUUAUGGCUCAGGAUGAGGACCCAAGUGUCACGGCCGCCAUCGUGAAUGUAGUGUGCGAGCUUGGAUGGAGGCGGCCCAACGAUUUCCUGCCCCUCGCUCCGAGACUGUUCGAAUUGCUUGUGGAUGGUGGUAACAACUGGAUGGCAAUAAAAUUGAUCAAGCUGUUUGCUACUUUGACGCCACUCGAGCCGCGGCUUGUUCGUAAGCUAUUGCCUCCUUUGACAGACCUCAUCCGAACGACGCCAGCCAUGUCCUUACUAUAUGAGUGUAUCAACGGCAUUAUCCAGGGAGGAAUUCUUGGGAGCGACGAUGAUAUCUCAGGUAGUGAGGAGAUCGCGUCACUGUGUGUCACCAAAUUGCGCGGGAUGGUCAUGGUCGAUGGAGACCCAAAUCUCAAAUACGUCGCCUUGCUUGCGUUCAACAAGAUCGUGGUCACGCAUCCGUUCCUGGUAGCACAACAAGAGGAUGUUAUCAUGGAGUGUAUCGACAAUCCUGACAUCACAAUACGCGUUCAAGCUUUGAACCUGGUGCAGGGCAUGGUCAGCAGCGACAACCUGAUGUCCAUCGUCGGCCGCCUGAUGAGGCAACUGAAAAGCUCCGCCUCCGCUGGCAGGUCAGCUGCUCAAGGACAGGAAUCGAACUCUGAUUCGGACGCGGACGCUGAGGUCAACAUCGAUAUGGCAGAACGCGAAAUGGACCAGGCGCCGCCACUACCUGACGAUUACAAGGUUGACGUCAUCAAUCGGAUAUUAGCAAUGUGCUCCAAGGACAAUUAUAGCAACCUGGUCGACUUCGAAUGGUACAUUGAUAUCUUGACGCAGCUCGCGCGGAUGGCUCCUGUUCCUGGACCAUCGGAUGAGACAGCGAACCAGAUUGCAACAAGUGCCAGAACGCCCCCCGGAGACGUGUCAGCCAAGAUUGGAGACGAAUUGAGAAGUGUGGCCGUGAAGGUCAUGGCAAUCAGACAGAUCGUUGUUGGCGCUGCCGAAAUGAUCCUCCGUCAACUCUGUACUUCUUCACAACCGAUUACUUCUGGGGUUCUGAGACCUGUAUCGUGGAUUGUGGGCGAGUACUCCAACCAGCUCUUAUCGUCAGAAGAUACCCUAGGAUACUUGUUGCAGCUGAUACCACGCACAAAGUACCCAGAUGUGCUUGCAUCUUGCCUUCAAGCAACCAUCAAAAUAUUUGCUCAAGUCACAGGCAGUGAUCUGGAACUCUGGACCUCGGAACGAAAAGCGAAGACUUCGCUUCUCCUUGCGCGGAUAAUACACGUGCUGGAGCCUCUCGUACUUCAUCCAAACUUGGAAGUUCAAGAGAGAGCAGUUGAAUUUACAGAGCUGCUCAAGCUGACCUCUGAGGCUGUUUCUGCGCAGGAUACAUCUACAGAUGAGGUUCAACAAGACCCACCGCUCCUGCUAACACAGGCGAUUCCAUCCCUGUUUACUGGGUGGGAGUUGAAUUCCGUGGCGCUUGGUGCGCAGAACAAUGUGCCUUUACCACAAGGUCUUGACCUGGAUGAGCCAAUACAUCCCAACUUGGGCAACUUAUUGUCAUUGGCGGACGAUCUUCAUCUCGGGGCGGAGGAAGAAGAUGAGUUUGAAGUCUACUAUCACCAAAAGCCACCAGCAACAAAGAUCUCGUCCAGUGAGCCGGCUAUCAACAGACUAGCCGAUACGUCCGAAGAAGUUGUAACUUCGUACCAGGCAAGCGAGGAAAGCUAUCUGGAUGCCGAUAUCCUGGCAAGACGAAAGGCAGAACGCGCAGAACGAAACAAAGACGACCCCUUCUACAUCGGGGAACCUUCUAGUCGCACCGGCACUUCGACGCCCAUUCAUAACAUUCUGCAAAACGAAAACGGUCCCGAUCUCGACAUCGACGCGAUACCUAUCAUGCAGCUUGACUUGGGCAAAGUUGAUAACGCACCCGCCCUAACAUCACCAAGACACGCUGCCCCAAGACCAAAGCCACGCCAGAGAAUCGUCGUUGCCCAAGAUGAGAACCUUGGCGGCAGUGGUGUAUCUACGCCGCGCAACUACGACUCGGAGGCCAACAACUCUGAUAGCUUGGCUAAGGCGCGAGUCAAGAAGCUCAAGCAGUCGCUCCUCCAGGUCGACUCGAGUAACCUCGGGAGUCUGAGCCUCGAAGGCGGUGAAAACGGAGAGAACUCAGACGGUGGGUACGACUUCGAGAGGCAGAAGAGGGAAGAAGCGGAAAUGGUGCAGGCUAUGAAGGAGGUCGAACGAUUAAGGCUAGAGAUGCAAAGGGCGAAUGAGAGGAUACAUGUGGCUCAAGGGGUGGACGUGGAAGGGACGGUCAUCAAGAAGAAGAAGAAGGUCGCGAAGCCAAAAGCCGUCGCUGGCGAGGCCGGCGAGGCCGUCGCGACCAAGGUCAAGAAGAAGAAGAAGAAGUCUGCCGUACCAGCCGAUGAAGGCGGCGAGAACGCAGAGGGCAAUGGUGAAGCUGGGGAGGCUGUGGUGAAGCCGAAGAAGAAAAAGAAACCGAAGCCGCCAGUCGAGAUACAAGACGCUGUCUAG